Messenger RNA from Naegleria lovaniensis, 8229 nucleotides. RefSeq lists its product as uncharacterized. Lineage: Eukaryota; Heterolobosea; Eutetramitea; Acrasida; Naegleriidae. The coding region runs from base 1 to 8229 and encodes 2742 amino acids. Gene Ontology annotation, biological process: Ras protein signal transduction; positive regulation of GTPase activity. The record is from RefSeq and is a predicted model, not a curated record. Gene Ontology annotation, cellular component: plasma membrane. Gene Ontology annotation, molecular function: guanyl-nucleotide exchange factor activity. The transcript has a single exon.
AUGUCAUCGAGCAACAAUCCUCCUGUGAACAACAGGUGGCCUCCGCAAAACAGCACGACCACUAGUACCACGACAUCUCAAAGCAACUCUCCACCUCCUUUACCUUCUCGUCCCACAAAACCAACCCGAAGUAUGUCAGCAUUUCCCGGUUUGGAUCAAUCACUUAAUUCCAACAAUACUUGCUCUACAACGCAAUCUCUUUCUAUAAAGCGUCAAUCAGAGCAGAGAGGUCACGUUAUAAGCGGCGACAAUCAAUCAUCACACGAACGAAAUUCUUCGUCCUCAUCGGUUUCACGAGCAUCCAUGACAAGCUCGACCGUAAAGAGUACCAACUUUUCUUCCAUACGAAAUCAAAUAGCAAGUGCAUUUCAAAACAAUUCUUCAACAUCAGCAACCUCCUUGUUGUCAUUGCCUUCGUCAAGCAAUAACGAGUCUUCUUCACUUGUGAAACCCAGUGCCAUUCUCUCACCACGAAAUAGCAAUCACACUCAACCAUCUGUGACAUCCAAUUCUUUCCAUGGAAAUUCAUCUUCACAUUCUGUAGCAUCCACACAAGCAUCAUCCUCCUCCUCGAUAUUUCUCAAGAAUACACAACAACAACAGAAUCGAGAUUUGAUCACUCCGAAUUCUACUACUACAAGUACUUCUUCUACAACCACUACUCGAGAGAAUCGUCUUGUUCGAUCGUCUUUGAAUAGCAGUAGUAGUAAUUUGGAAAAUCAUCAACACACACCACAAACAACCAUGUGGCCCAAGCUCAGACCUACAAAUUCCAAUAUCAACAACAACAACAAUACUGUGAUGGAUUCAUCAUCAUUGGGAUCAGAAAUGUCAUCCUCCUCUCUCCAUAAGAAUCCAUUGAUCAAACAAGAAGAAGAGGAGAAGAAGACUGUAUCACCUCCUCCCGUACCUCCUAAAACUCGUUUUGGCACCGUAUUGUUGCCUUCCAACAGCUCUCUCCAUUCAUCAUCCACUGGAACCAGUGUUUCAUCAUCAUCAUCGACGAGUACUUCCACUGCAUCUUCACCAUCCCAUGCACAGAAAGAACAAAACAAUCAGCUAUCACCAAGGUCUGCGCCACUGGACAGCCACUCAGCCACACAAAAGGAAGAUUUUCCAAGAACAACAACGACCAAAACCUCUCCGAGAUCUCAUCAUUCUUCAACAACAGGUGGUCCAAAUGAUCAUUCACAGCAAUCACCAUCGAGCAAGACUGUUUUCAAUCAUGCAAGCAAAGUAUCAGAACAGCAAGAGCCACAAACCACCUCACCCUCAUGGGUUUUAAAUCGGAAAGGUCAUUCUGAUCAUACUUCUCCUGUUUCAUCGUCAUCGUCAUUUUCAAGACAAUGGCCUCCUCAAAAGAACCAAGAAGAAGCCUCAACACCUACCACACCCACUACGCAACAAAUGCAUUCAAUGGUGGAAAGUAACUCUUCUCCAACAAGCUCAGCACCAACGAAUAAGGCUUUCUCGGCAGGUGUCAGUAAUGGUAGUGGUGCAAGUCCAACAAAUCGUUUAAUGUGGAACACGAAAAAGCAACACUUUGAUAUGAAUCAAGAACAACAACAGAAAAAUGAUUCAACCACGCCGUCAAAAAGUGUUGUUGGUAACAGCAGCAAUGAUGCUUCUCCGAGCACACCUCCACCGUUGCCUUCUUUGCUCCGAAAGCCUACGAUGAAGAUUGCAAGCUCUCCGGGUACUCUGGCAACAACAACAACACCUGGCAUCAGUGCUUUGAACAAUGUUUUGGAAAAUCAGUCUUCUUCUCCUGUAACAUUAGUAACAACUCCAUCCUCUUUGGAUUCUUCACCAACACCUUCAUCACCUUCCUCGAGGUUUCAGUUUAAACCGCCACCUCCAUCGGUUCCUUCUUUGUCUUUAAAUGAAAGAGAAACACCACCGAAGACUUCUAAAAACAGUCUGGUGUCACCUAGAUCAAACUCAUUGCUGAAUAAGGACUGUCUUGUCAACAAUUCUGACUUUCUUCAAUCAGAAACAACCAACCUCAGAAGUGAUAUUCAGAAUUCGUCACAGACCAUUCCAUUUAAAAAACCUCCUCCAUUGCAACCAUCCAAUUCUACUGGCUCUCUUUCAAGCAGUAGCGGCAGCAAUAGUAACAGCCCAGUGCCACCAAUACCUGAGAGGAAGCCAUCAUCAGCACGAUUGUCACCUCGAGAAUCAAUUUAUUCUACUGCAACAUCAACAACAACAUAUUCUUUAGAAGAGAAUUCUUCAAAAUCAAACAAUUCUCAAAAAAAGAAGGGUCUAGAUCAAGAUUCUUCCUCAACAAGUACACCAUCAACAAGCCCUAUUUCUACAUCGUGUGACUCGUCAAAUACAUUAUUUUCAAUGCAAAAAAUUGAAGGAAUUAUUAUUAAUAGCGCUAACGAACCAGAAGACACCUCGUCAGCGCAUGACGUAGAGUCAGACGGUGAGGCCGACGACGAUUUUGCUGAAGACCAAGAGUCUUUCGGAAGUUCAAAGAAUUUAUUUGAUUUGGACUCUUUUACAGUUUCGAGCUUGGGAAAAUUUAAAUCAAUGAAUACUUCGAGCUAUCACCGAUCUAAAAAACCUCAAAGAUCCAGAAGCAACGAUUAUGCUCAACAACCUCAGCAGAGACAGCAACAACAGCUGCAAGAACGUGUCACACUGGAUCAAAACUUUGAAACCAUUCUACCAAGCUAUGUAAUAGAAACUAAAAUCAAACCGUGGUCUCAAACCGAUAGUUCACUCUCACCGGAGGAGGAAACGGCUCUAUCUCAAAACAAAUAUGCUCACCCAAAUUUGCGUAACGCUUUCAAAGCUUUUAACGAGCCUUUCCGCAUUAUGAAAUGCAUAGAACCUCCAUAUUGUAGCAUUCCUUUCAGACCUACAUUUGAUGAUACAUAUGAUACUGCCACAAGUAUAUCUUCUACAACUGAUUCACGUUCUAGAUCUAAUUCUAAUUCAUAUUUCAGACCUUCAACCGAAACGCCGGAGGACCUCGAAAUCGAGGAGGAACAAAGUGGAGCUCAAUCGUUUGGAGCAUUUUUAGCCAAACUCAAAGAAGUGAAUUCAAACGAUGAAUAUGAUGGCGCUUCUCCGAGAACUGUAUUUUUAAGACAAUCGAACAAGUAUACGGUGGGAAGAUCUCAGAAAGUGACAGAAGGAUUUGAUGAAAUGGUACUUUCUGACAGGAAAAAGAGUCUGUUUGAAUUUGUAAAGGCAACCAUUGCAAAAAAGACAACAGAUAUUAUUGAAAAUAUAGAACCAAAGAAUGGAACAGUGAUGACCUUGAAAGAAGUCGGUCUUGAUCAAAUCACUGAAAAUAUUACCUCAAAGACUCGUUUAGUGAGCUGUUUGAAACCAGAUUACAAGUUUAAGCCACUAGACGCAUCUCUUUGUCAACGAUCGAAUGAUGUACCAUAUCCAGUUAAGAGAAAGACAAAAUUCUUCUUACAAUGUUCUAACUUGCGAUUUUUGGAUAACACACAAAUGAAAGAUCGUGAGCUGCUCUUCAUGACCAUAGCUCUCUAUGACACGCAUGCUGGAAGAAAAAUUUCAGAAGACUAUCACUUCCAUUUAAUGCCUAGUCAUCAAUUCAUUGGUGUUUCGGAAACUAUUAAGCGUGAUUUAUCAUUGUACGACGCAUCGCUUAAUUCCAUGUUUUCUACCAAGAAAUUAUUCUCAGUGAGCUAUCCAAAUGAUCAGAUUUAUGUGGUUGCAUUUGUGUACCGAAUUCCAACAUCGACUACAAAAGAUGCUGCCAAAAUGUACUCUAAAGAUGCCAAGAAUGUUGACAAGUGGUUUGAAAAGUAUGAAGAAUUCAAACCAAAACUUUGCAGACAUCGACAACCAUUCUUAUUCAGCUUCGCUCCCUUGUUUGAGAAGGAGUUGAUGGACAUCAAAGGCAAGCAAGUAGACACUUUUAAACUUAGCAGCUCUAAAAUAGAUCUGAAACCAUUUUAUGAAAUUGAGGGUGAUUGGAAAAAUCCUAUGGACGUCAUUACCACCAUUCGCAACUCUUUGAAAGAAAAGAAAACUAAGAAUAAUCAAAUCUCAGGUGUCAUGACACUCAAUGUAGAGCUAUAUUCAAAUGCUAGCGCUCAAAGUAAUUACGAAAUUCAGCAACGAGUAACUCAACAACGACACAGACCCAGUAACAUUCUUUCUAGAACUGAUUCUGAUAGCUCUCUUGGGUCAGGCUCUCCACUUAGCCACGCUUCUUCUAGAGCUGAUUCAAUGUUUGAUCGUCAAAACGCACACGAAAUGGAACAACUUUCGUAUGAUGUUAUUCAAGAAUUUCCUUUACUUUUUUCCAACUAUCCUAAUCUAGCUAUUCAAAAUACUCUAUUUAUUUAUCCAAUUGCAUUUUCCAUAGAGGGAUCUAAAUCUGCCAAGAAUGUUUUUGUAGAAGUGUAUUUUAGAAAUAACGAUGUAAUUCCACCAGGAAUUAAUGACAUCAAUGAUCCGUACUCUGAAAAACGGUUUAUAACAUGGCUCAAGAGAGAAAAAAGCCACUCUCUUCUCACAGCGCUUUCAUAUGACGAAAAACAACAACAAUUGUUUGAUGAGUUUAGGUUGGAGCUUCCACUGGUUCCAAACUACAAACACCACUUGUUGUUUGUUUUCUAUCAUAUGGAUAUUGAUAACAAACGAUCGAAAAAACUCGAAUAUGCCAACCCAGCGAAUGAUGCACGUCAAGACUUUUUUGGAACCUCAGACAGAGCUGUUAUAGGAUACUCGUUCUUGCCUCUGACAAGAAGUGUUCAAAAUGAUAAUCCGCACUACAAGAUGGGAGAAAACAUUGCAUUUUGUAACAAAAUAUCAACAGAGCUCAACGUUUUCAAGAAAGAUACAUUUCUAAGCAAUUAUUUAUCUGGAGAGGGUUUACGUGCCAUCAAGAAUGCAAAGCUUGUUGUGAAAACCAAGUUGGUCUCAACCUUAUAUCCAAGAGACAACUUUUUAACUCUUUUCUAUUGUGUCAUGACCGAUUUGUACACGUUGCCUCUUUUCAAGACCAAUGAGGUUUUAGGAUAUCUAGCAAACGAACUUUUACUGAGGUUUAAUGAAAUUGAUUUUUCAGAGUUCAUGCCUCAUUUCCCAGUGGUCAUGAACAUGCUAUUUGAACUGAUGGGAAGAAUACGAGAGUUGUCCUCAAGCUCUAAACUAGUGGACCGUAUCGAACAAGACGCUCUUGAUGCAGUCAUUACUUGUUUGAGAGGAGCCUAUGAAUAUACCAAACUCCACUCACGAGGCAACAAAUUCUUCACAAGCUAUAUCAAGUAUAUUUUCGCUCCAGAGCAAAGUCUUUCCAUGAUAUUGCCACACAUUUUUAUCAAACUGUUGCGAUCUGCUUUAAGAGAAGGAGACUCAAGCCAAGAUACGAGAUAUAUCGACGAAAAAUUUGGAAAAAAGAAAUUUUCUACUGUCAAGAAAUCUGUUUCCACCUCAGAAAAGAAAGAAGAUGACCAACAUUAUGAUAUAAUCAAGUUUUCUUGGUUUAUAUUUGAUGCUAUUGUAAAAAGUGUUGCACUUGAUUGUGCCAAUAAUAGUGAAGCCACAGAUUAUCAAAGUAGUAACACCAUGAAUUACUUCAAUUCAGAGCAAGACGAACUAGCAUUUGUUGGACUGAUUGAAUCUGUAAUGGACAACUUUAACAAUUGUGUAAAUAAGUUAAUGCUAACAGAAGUAGCCAAUAAGAACAAUAUUGGCUUGAAUGGCAACAGAAAUUUGGCGUUAUUCAUCCGAGAUUUAAUACCCAUGUUACACCGAAGAAAUAUUGUCAAAUUGUUGCAAAAAUACUUUUCGUUUUUCAAUGGCUCUGAUGAAAAACAACUGAACUUGAAGAUUGAGUUUAUUGCUAUUUUGAGCGAUUAUGAAUACUGGAUACCGCUUAACAGCCUCAGCUUGGAAGAGGGUAACUUUGGCAUUAGACAUUUUUCAAACUUGUUUUAUCAGAUUGUGGAUACCAAUAAGGACAAGCUUGUGAAGAAAAUCUCCAAAGUCUUGCUUAAUCAUUUAUGCAAGCUCGACUACGACUCUCGAUACAAUGAUGAUUCUGAGAAGGCACUUGUGUGUGAAUUGUAUCUAGGAUUUGUAGAUGCAUUCUUUGAAAGAGAUGCAAGUCUUCCAUAUCUUCAAAAUGACGAUCUCUAUGUUGUGACCUCUUGUACAAUUUUAUGGAUCAUGAGAGGACUUUCACAGAGACGUCUCGUUGAGUGGUUUAAAGCACAACCAUAUUACAAGACUUCGAAUAUUCUCAACUUUUUAGAUUCGUUCACAAUUGCAAUUAAUAAUCUGGACUACAAUGCAAAAACACCCAAAGAAAGGGAGCUCAAAGAUGACAGAACUCUAAGGACUGAAGUGAUCCUUAUUAUUCACUACCUCAUUUCUGUCAUUACUUCACUCCACAUUCCAGACUAUGAUCUCAUCAAGGAAUUGGAAAUGCAAAGUGACAAUAUUGAACUACUCGCAAACAUUCCACUCAACGAUCCUAGUCUGUUGAGACAACGACAAUUGGUUUCCGAUUAUGAAUCUCUUAAAGUAACGUCACAACGACCAAUUGUUAGUUUGUUCUUCCGCCAAGUGUGUAGACUGCUCAUGAAUGCCGUUCUUCAACUUACUCUUCGAAAAGAGCUUGAACUUUGUUAUAUCGUGUUUAGAGAAUCUAUUUUCCCACUCAUUUGUGAUUGUACGAGCCAUUUGGUUCUCAGUGAACUCUACGACAAUUCCAUUCCAAAGAAAGAACGAGUUCCAAUCGCUGAAAAAAGACGUAUAGAGCAGAAAUGGAGAUGGUUACUUGGUGCUGUCAUGUUACAUGCAGGUUUUACUUCUGAAGAAGAAGAAAACGCAUAUCCAAUCGUAAGAAAAUGUUAUGAACUUCUUUUGGCACCUUUCAAAAACAAGAAAUUUGAUGCCAUACUUGAAGAUAGUACUUCUGAAGAGGGCGAUCUCAUGCUCAAUACCGAUGACAACAAUAUCAAGGCCGGUACCUUUAAGAGACUUGUCGAAAGACUUUUGGAUGUGAACACAAACAGCGUGGAUAAGGAAGGCAAUCGAUUUGCUGACAUUUUCCUUCUCACUUGCACGUCAUUUGCAUCUCCAAUGUUACUCCUUCAACAAAUUAUUGAAAUUUUCAAGAAUACAGAAGAUGCUGUAAUUAAGUUGCGUGUGGAACAAUUUAUUAGCAAAUGGGUGAGGUUUGGAUUCCAUGACUUUGACAAUUUGUUAAUUGCUCGAUUGGUAUCGUUCUUAUCAAACAUUUCAGCCGUGACACAAAAGAAGAUCAAAAAGUACAUUAUCAAACACUUCCUACACGUGAAAAUGGAGAAUUAUGGUGAUCUCAAUAACAUUUCUCCAAACCCUCAAAUACCAAAGAAUAUUCCAAAAGAAAAAUUAGAAGAACCUGAAAUGGAUGUCAAGAAAUGGAAGGAAGCCAAAAAAUUCACAAAACAACUCGAAAAUCCAUUCAACUUGAAAUUUGAGUUACUCGAUUGGCCAAGCUUGGAAAUUGCUCGACAACUCACACUCAUUGAAUCGAAACUCUUCAGAAAAAUUGAAGCCAAAGAAUUUUUCGGUAGUGCUUGGACCGAUAAGGAAUACAAACAAGAACUCGCUCCUACACUUUGUGCCAUCACUGAAAGAACAAAUAAUAUUAGCUUCUGGGUUAGAAAUAAGAUUUUGAUGGAAUCCAACUUGGAAGUUCGAAGAAAGAUUAUGAAAAAAUUUGUGGAUAUUUUGAGAGAGUUGAAGGAACUUCGAAAUUACACCUCCAUGAUUCAAAUUACUUCAGCAUUCAAUUCUGCUGAAAUUCACAGAUUGAAAAAAACAAAAGAAGGUCUCAGUAAGCAAGAUUUGGAACUCAUUGAAGAAUGUUCCAAUUUAGUGAGCAACAAUUCCAAAUCAUUGAGAGAGCAAUUAGAACGAGAGGUUAUUAUUAAUGGAGCACCUGCAGUUCCUGUGGUUGCUAUUUACUUUACCGAUUUGGUAUUUAUUGAAGAUGGUAAUCCUGACACAUUUGAACACAAGAUGAAUAGAAAUAAGAAGCUCAUCAAUUUCCAAAAAAGAAGACUCUACUACAAUGCUGUGAACACCAUCAAGACUUUACAAACCAAGUCUAAAUAUUCACUUCAACCUUUGCCCUAUCUUCAAUAUAUUUUGAAGGAAGAAAUUUUGCAAAAUCUCAAAACAGAUGAAAAGAUGCUAUUCGAUUUAUCACUCAAAAUUGAGCCAAGAACAAACAAAUGA